CUAACUCAAGCUGGUCGCGCGCUUAACCAUUUCAGUUCACUAUUGAAGCGCGCCUCUUAGUGAACAGUUCGACAGUUCGUGGCCACAGCUAUAACGGUUUGAGUUUGGGCAAUAAAAAAUUUGUUCAAAUUAGGCGAAAAAAAGAAAUUUUCCAAAAUUUCAACACACUAAGUGAGUGGUUGUAAGCGACAACGAAAUUUUUAAGUGCUGUGUUUAUUGUCUUCUAGCAGAACAACAAAGUGUGCUAAAAGCCAACUUUAGGUUAAACAGAGACAGAGAAGCCGCAAACGCAUUGCAAUCUCGACAGCUGAGCUACUACAUAGUUUGUGUUCGCGUUGUGUGCGUGAGUGACCGUCAAAACUUGGUGUCAUUAAAACAAAUAAACAAACGGCGGUAAAAGUCAACCUAAAUUACUUGUCUGGAAAUUUUGAGCGCGUAUCUUUCAGCUGCUGUUGAAGAAAAAAGUGUGUUUUUCUUAACAAAAUGCAGACUUUGAAUUUAAAUGCCGCGGCGUUGAUCGCUUUAAUUUGCUGUAAUGUUUGUGGAGUGACGUUGGCAAAUGAGUUCGCCUACAAUGGAGCUAUGGGACCCAAUCAUUGGGGUGAAAAGUUUAACACCUGCAGUGGCAAGCACCAAAGUCCCAUAAACAUUGAUUCGGUCAAUGUGAUUAGAAGAACUUAUUCGCCAAUAGUUGCUGAUCAUUUUGGUUCGGAGCCAAUUAGCGCUAAAAUAUUAAAUAACGGUCAUACUGUAAUCGUACAUCUUGAGUACGCCGAAGAACGUCCAACUCUAUCGGGUGGUCCACUAGUUGGUGAAUUUGUGUUUGAACAGUUCCAUUUUCAUUGGGGCGAUAAUGACACAUUCGGCAGUGAGGAUCGCAUCAACAAUGUCUCUUUUCCAGCAGAAUUGCAUAUGGUUUUCAGGAAUACCAUGUAUCCCACAUUCGACGAAGCGGCAAAUCAUAGUAAUGGUGUAGCGGUUUCGGCGUAUUUCUAUAAGAUAACAAGAAAAGAUAAUUCCGCGUAUAAAGAGUUCACGGCACUGUUAGAGCAUGUUGUUAAACCAGAUACAGUGGCCACGUUCCGUGAACCACCAACCCUUUGGGAUUUCGUUAACAUUGAAAUUGAUGAUUAUUAUACUUAUAUAGGAUCGCUGACUACGCCCCCUUGUAGUGAGAAUGUGACUUGGAUUGAUUUUACAGAGCCAGUACAUAUCUCUGCUAAUCAGAUCGAACGUUUCCGUCAUCUCUACACUCACGACAAUUCGCCAAUGACCCACAAUUACCGUCCACUUCAGGCGCUUAAUGAUCGCACCGUCUAUUCUUCGCUUACUUUGAGAAAACCAAGUAAUCGCACCAAACAGCCGGCAAGUGCUAUACCUUUUGUAGAUAAUUUGGUAGGCGGGGCAACGUUGAUGAAGCCUUUUGGAGUCGGUGUCAUAGCUAUAAUGCUUUUGUUGAGUUUGUUUGCAACUGCCUGAACAAAUAGUAAUACGUCUUAACCCAAUUGGCGCCGCUGUUCCUGAUCAGGUACAGCAAAAAUAUUGAGGGUAUUUGUAAAACUUUUCAAAGUAUUGUUGUUUGGUUCCAUUUAUUUUAAUACGGCAUACACGGUGCGCUAAAUUUAGGUGAGAAUAUCAACAAUAUCUGUCACAAAGUGGGUUAUAAUUUAUCAGUGUGAACGCUUAUAAAGGCAAGCAUACAAUUUAAUUAUUUUUUUAUUGAUCUACAUGUAUAAUUGUUAAUUUAUGUAUCUUAUUUUGUUGUUUGUACCUAUACUUGUAAUAUUAUUAAUGAAUAAAUCGCAAUUUAAGUACACCCCCCUACAAGGGGACCUAAAUAUUAUAUUUUUUUGUUUUUCAUACUUAAGUGUUUAUUUUGAUUGUAAACAAUAGUAAAAUAAAUAUUUUGCAAAAAUUACGCUGUUCAUUUUACUUUGGCGGUUAAUGGGUUAAACGGAAUGGAAUAACAUUAUAUAAGUUUUAUUGCCAACUACAUUUGGAUGGCCAGCAUAUAUAAAUUAUUAUUUGCCUAAUUCGAUGCUUGCGAAAUUACUAAAGUUAGAAUUACAAAAGGUCUGAAGAAAAUUAAGCAUCAGACUUCAGAGGUCUCAAAUUGUUAAUUAAGUGCUCGCGAGCAUAUGUAGUUUAUGUAUUUUAGUUAUAAUUAAUUGAAAACAGUAUUCUCACUGCUCACAUAUCAUCUAAUGAUUA
This is a messenger RNA of Zeugodacus cucurbitae (melon fly), 2211 nucleotides long. Its product is annotated as carbonic anhydrase 1. The record is from RefSeq and is a predicted model, not a curated record. NCBI's taxonomy places the organism in Eukaryota, Metazoa, Arthropoda, Insecta, Diptera, Tephritidae. The transcript is spliced from 6 exons. Gene Ontology annotation, molecular function: carbonate dehydratase activity; zinc ion binding. Gene Ontology annotation, cellular component: cytoplasm. The coding region runs from base 484 to 1479 and encodes 331 amino acids.